This is a messenger RNA of Polistes dominula (European paper wasp), 1635 nucleotides long. RefSeq lists its product as uncharacterized. NCBI's taxonomy places the organism in Eukaryota, Metazoa, Arthropoda, Insecta, Hymenoptera, Vespidae. The record is from RefSeq and is a predicted model, not a curated record.
UUUUUUAUAUUUAAUUCUAUAUUAAAUGCCAAUUGUUUUUAAAAGUGAAUGUAGCUAAGAAUUAAAGUUACCUUCGUUUAAAUAACAUCAGUUAAAUAGAAAAACACAAUCGUUACUUUUAAUAUAACCUUUAAUUUUAAUUUCUAAUGUGUUUUAACGUUUAUUAAAAUAUGAAAACAAUUUCUAUAUAAAGAAUGGCCGAUUUAGAUGAAUACAGAGAAGGAAUACGAUAUAUUAAAUUAUAUGCUUCUGAUUAUAAUAUAUCAGAAUUACAAAUAACUGAGAUUUUUAACAAGUGUUUUCAAACGCUUGAGAUAAAAUAUAAUAAAAAAACUUGGAGUAUUACAAAAUUAUUAACAUAUGUUACAACAUUUAUAUGUGCAUUAUUAAUUAUUUUUAUUGGCCUAUAUAAUCAUCCUUUUUAUAAUACUGUAAUAUUAAGAAAUUUGCAAAGUUCUAUUUAUCCUGGCUUUACUAUUCUACGUAAAAUAGCUUUGCCAAUUAUAGAACAAUAUCCACCAUUGUCAGAGUUUUACGAUGAAUGGUGUUUAGUUGAAAAUCCAUAUUUUUAUAUUUAUGAUAUGAAUUGUUGGCCAUGUAGUAUCAUUCAUUCUAUGGCAGAUUUAACAAAUCAUAAUAUAUCUAAAAAUUUUAAUAUUGGCAUUCCUUAUACAAAAACAGAAAAUAAUAUGACUGUUAAUAUGCAAGAUUUGUAUGAAAUGUAUUUGUAUAAUAAUGAAACUUUUAAAGAAGAUGCUAAUAGAGUACGUUCUAAUAAUGAAGCAUAUUCCACUAUUCAUGAUGUUAUGAAUAAAAGAUUGGAUAAUUAUCCUUCUGAAUUUCUUACGACUCAUAUAACAUGGAGAGUAAAUCGUAUGAAACCUGGAAGGAUUAUACGGAAAUUGUUUCCAAAACCUACGGAUACUCCUAAUUGGUGGGGACAAAGUACAGAGAAAUUUGUAUUUAUUGAUGAAGCAAACUCUCCGCUUUAUUCAUUGCCUAGAUCUGAAUGCAGUAAUGUAAUAUUAAGAUUAACCGAUGGAGCAAGAUUAAUAAGAAUGAUGCCAAGUUUAGAGUGUCAACAAAGUUGUUCAACUUUUACGAUUCUUCUUUCCAAGGGGAACACAUUGUGGUAUAAUUGGUGGUAUUGGCAUCCAAUCAGUUUACCAGUUCCUAAUUCAAGUACUAUUUCUAUAAGUUAUCUUACUUCAUUUUGUUAGCAUAAUAUUUCAAUUAAAGAUAUAAUACAUGUGCAAUAUAAACUUCUAACAAAGUUUAUAUAAUAAAUAAUUUUAUAUUUUGUAUUAUCAUAAUUUAUUUUAUUUUGGAUAAUAGUAUAUACUUCUGUAUAUAUGAGACCUUGUUUGUGUGUCUUACAUUUUUAAUAAUUAUUUACAUAUAUUAUAAUUUAUAUAAAUAUAAUGAAAAAAAAAGACAACAUGCAAGUAUUUAAUAGGAAAUUACAAAUUGUUACAAGAUAAGAUUUAUAACAGAUUUAAGGAACACAGCAGACCAAUGUGCCAGCUAGACAUAUUUAUACAAAUCAUUAAAUGUUAUAAUUUUGCCUAAUAUGCAAUUACAAACUAAAAGAUAUGUAUAAUUUAAAGUGAAAUUAAUAUAUCAUCUGCAUCGAAA